UAGUCGGACGUAUUUUGUAGUAACACCCUUUCAAAAUGACUUCCAAAACAGACACAACAUGCAAAAUAUUUUCUUUUCAAGACUACAAAUCCUCUCCCGAUCCGAUUUUCGAGAUUUCUGCCGAAUGCUUACAACCAUCACCAGUUCCGAUAAUAAUAGAUAACGGCUCUUUUCAAACAAGGGCCGGCUGGGCAUGCAAAGGGGACGAACUAGGCGCACCGCGGCUUCUGUUCAAGUCCGUGGCGGCGAGGAGCAGAGGGGCAGCGCGAAGUGAAACCCAAAUCGGCAAUGACAUUUCUAACCUCGAGCCGGUGCGAUGGCUCCUGAAAAGCCAGUUUGACCGAAAUGUGGUUGUAAACUUCGAGAUACAGGAACUGAUGUUCGAUUACAUAUUCAGCCACCUCGGAGUUGUGACUGAGGGCAGUGUUGAACAUCCUAUAGUGCUCACAGAGGCGCCCUGCAACCCACUGCACAGUCGCCAGAUGAUGUCAGAGCUGCUCUUUGAGUGCUACAGAGUUCCUCAUGUGUCCUAUGGCAUAGACUGCCUGUACAGCCUCUACUACAACAAUGCUCUCAGCAACCUCACACACCAAAACACAGGAAUUGUCCUCUCCUCUGGCUACCACUGCUCUCACAUCCUACCCGUUAUCAAUGGAAGGCUGGAUGCAGGGAACUGUAAGCGUGUGAACGUGGGCGGGAGCCAGGCGGCCUCGUAUCUCCAGCGUCUGCUCCAGCUGAAGUACCCUGGUCACCUGGCUGCCGUCACCCUCAGCCGCAUGGAGGAGCUGCUCCACGAACACAGCUACACAGCCACAGACUACCACCAAGAGCUGGAGAAGUGGCGCAGUGUAGAGUUCUAUGAGCAGGAGGUGCACCGCAUGCAGCUGCCCUUCUCUGCCAAGGGGCUGGGCGGCGUGGUGAGUGUGGAGGAGAGGCAGGAGAGACGCACCCAGCAGCUGCGCAGGCUACAGGAGAUCAACGCCCGGCGCAGGGAGGAGAAGCUACAGCAGGACCAAGAGCGGUUGGAUAAACUACUGACAGUGCAGGAGCUGUUGGAGGACGGCUACCUGGAGCAGUUCCAUAAGAACCUGGUACAGCUGAAUAUGGACUCUGCUGAGGAGCUGCAGUCCUACAUCAACAAGCUGAGCCUGGUGGUGGAGCAGGGCAGGCAGCGGCUCUUACAGGCCUCAGAAAUGGAGCAGCCAAUGGAUGAAGGGGACGGGGUGACAGAGAUGGAUCCGGACUUCAGUGAGGAAAACACCGAGACAGAAAAGCCUGUGCAGCCGGUGUUUAACAUGGCAGAGUACCAUCAGCUGUUUGUGGGCACGGAGCGCCUGCGAGUCUCAGAGAUCCUCUUCCAGCCGUCGCUGAUAGGAGAAGACCAGAUGGGCAUGAUGGAGACGCUGCAGUAUGUCUUAGCCGGGUAUACUCCUGAGCAGCAGGAGGCACUGGCCCGUAAUGUGUUCCUGACGGGAGGGAACCUACAGUAUCCAGGUAUGAAGGAGAGGAUAGAGAGAGAGCUGCUGGCCAUGAGGCCCUUCCAGUCGCACUUCCAGGUGAUGAUGGCGUCGCGGCCUGCGGUGGAUGCCUGGUACGGGGCUCGGGACUGGGCCUUGGAGCACCCCCCUGGCGGGGAGGGCUGGAUCAGCCGGCAGGACUACGAGGAGAAGGGCGGUGAGUAUCUGAGCGAGCACUGUGCCUCCAACGUCUUCAUCCCCAUGAAGAUCGCCAAACCAGUCCCGCGCCUUGCUGAACCACUGUUAGUGCCCAUUACCACGAUGACAGCAGCUUCCCCCGACAGUGUUUCAGCCUCUACAUCAACCUUCACCUUGGCACCGACCCAAACUUGAACUCCUCCACUUUCUCUCAUGAGCACUAAUGGGAAAGAGCAUAACUAGGUGGGUGCAUCUCACUGUAUAUAUCAUGGUGCUGUGAAUUUUGGGAUUUCAAAUUAGCACAGAUGAUGAUGGACCAAUGGACCACUCAUGUUGAAUGGUUACAACUUUAGACCGGUCUGAAGGCAUUGGGCUGUUUGGUUGUGUUAGUCCUUUUUAUACUUCAUCACAUAAAUGAUUUUGUUUUUUUACCUGUGGAGUUAAUAAUUACAAUCAAGCUAUGUUUCAGAUUCAGUCAAGGAUAUGUUGUCAACCAAACACCUAGAUGCCACAAGCUGGCAUUUGCUGUCAAAUAUUACAAUAAAAACAUACUUUUUGU
Molecule: messenger RNA, 2214 nt
Organism: Oncorhynchus gorbuscha (pink salmon)
Lineage: Eukaryota; Metazoa; Chordata; Actinopteri; Salmoniformes; Salmonidae
Gene: actr5
Product: actin related protein 5
Exons: 9
Coding region: 36-1850 (604 amino acids)
Biological process (GO): regulation of DNA-templated transcription
Cellular component (GO): Ino80 complex; cytoplasm
Source: RefSeq, a predicted model, not a curated record